CUGGGCUGCGUCUUGUGCAUCCUAAACAUGCACAAGCGAGUGGAUAACUAACUUUCUCACAGUUUUGCAGAACAAGACUUUGGACACCACAUUUAUAUAUUUUUUUUCUCUCCAGCGAAAUCAUGUCGGAAAGUUUUGUGAGGAAAACUCAGCCGUUUACAAUUGGGACUAAACUUUCAGCGCCACCCGCGCCGCAGUGCUCGGGCUUUCCAGAUGAUUAUUUGUCCAAUCGGACGUUCACGAACAACUGCCAACUCCGGCACCUGAACGAACAGGUGUCUCUGUAUCUCGGUCGGUCACAGAUGUGCGACAGGCACCCUGGACCUCCAACAAGCCCGGUGAGCCCCGUGAAGCAUCACCUGGAACACCUGAAUAGAAACACGGUUUCUCCAAACGCAGCGUCCAGAUCUAUUCGCAAGAUCACUUUAUCGAGCGGCGCGGAGGCCAGACUGUCUCCAAGCAUGGAGCUGAAGAAAAUUAGCCCGAACUCAGAGAAUAUAAACAACAAUAAUAACAUCACCGCUAACACACAGCUGCCGAAAAUUGUCGGAGUGAGCUGCGAGAAUAAACCCAAGCCACAUUUCAAGGUGUUGCUGUGCAAAGAUGGUGAAAAGCAGUGCAGUGGUGACCAAGAGAAAUUCUCUGCCUCUUUACAGACCCAGUCUUUUAAAACACAAACAACAAGACAUGACGUGCCAAAGUUGGACAGUCCACUCUGUGAGCACAAGGACAUGUGUGUGGCUUCAAAAGCUUCAUCUGUGCAGGAUGAGCACAGUUUCGUCCAACAAAACGCCCUCUUCAACAAAGAGAUGACUCAGGCUGAGGCGUGGAUCAGAGCGAAGUUACGAGACCUGAGAGACGACAGUAAUAUCCAGAGAUGUCCUCUGAUGGACUGGGAUGACGUGUGUCAAACCCUGCAGAGAGAUUUGAAGGACUUUGAGAACAAUGUUAUACAUCUCAACCUGAUGGGCGAGCAGCUAAUGUGCAACCUUAACCCGACCUCUGACCUGGUGAAGAAACAGCUGGCUCAACUUCACGACCAAUGGAGCACGCUUAAACAGACGAUAGCCAUUCAGAUAACGGCGAUGGGCGGAGCUAAGUGUCUCCAGGAGUUUAAUAAGAAGGUGGACCGUCUAGAAGCCUGGAUCCAAGAGAAGGAAGAGGAACAAUCACUGGCCAACAUCCUUGGGGAAAACAUUGACAAGAUGCAGCUGACCAGGAAGAUCCUCGAUUUAAAACAGGAUGAGCAGCUGUAUCGUAAUCUACAUGAGGAGAUCAAUCAUAUGGCCAUCAGACUGGAGAAACAGGGGAGGACAGAGGGAAAGGGCAUCUCGACCCGCAGAAAACAUGUCAACAAAAUGUGGCAGAAGGUGCAAUCUCACUCGAGGGACUAUCAUGAGAAUCUUCUACUCGCUCUGGACGUCUCGUCCUUCAUUCAGCAGGCAGAUAACAUUGUCUGUUCCAUUAGUAACAUGACAAAAGGCCUCUCUCUACCCAAUGGUGUGGAAACAAGCCGAGACGUAGAGAUCCGGGACAUUGCCAGUCAAAUCAUGAUGUUGGAUGUGAACGUAUCUCAGCUGUCGAACCUGCACCCAGUGUUGGCAUCGAGGGUCAUGCAGAAGCAAAGUGAGGUGAAAGACUGCUGGAGUCUCCUCCAGAACGCUGUCAGGAACGAAAAGGCAACUCGAUGGCCCUCCGCCCCCUUGUUAACCAAGGAAGCCAGUGACCCUGAAACCCAAAGCCAAGAGCUGCCCGGAAGCGUGGGAAGAGACCAAGGGAGAAUUAUGGGAAAGGAGGUGAAGGAGGAACAGAAUCGUCUGAAGGGGUUUACGGGUGAGAGAGACUGUGAGCGCUUCAGUAAACCCUCAGACGGCCAAGAUGACACGCAGCAAUGUGCCGCAGAGAGCCCAGCACGCGUCAGUGCCAGCGAUUUCACCGUCAGACUCCAAACAGCAUCUGAAAGCGGGAACCCUGCGGGGCCCGAGUCCAGGGGCCACCCAGCGCUCCACACGCAACUCCAGAGAUUCUCAGUGUCUGCAGACAAGACUCUGUCCUGGCUCAAAGACAGUGUUACCAUGGCCACUCAAAUCUGCAACUUGUCCGGGCCGAGGGGUUUUGAAGCAGCCAAGAGAUGUCAGGCCACAUUGGAGCAGGACAUCCUGUCCAACAGAGAGAGAAUAGAACUGGUCAAGAGGGAGGGUCACAGUCUGGUUCGAGCUCAACACACGGGCAGCACAAAGAUCCAGGAGUUUCUGAGUCAGCUGGAGGUUUUGUGGGAGGAGCUGAAGAGAAGACAUCAGAGGAACGGACUGGUGCUGCAGGUUUCAGAGGAGCUCAACUGCAGGGUGGUACGGGUGCUGCAGUCUUUGUGCAGUCUGGAGGUGUGGCUGGAGGCGGUGGAGUUGUCCAUUAGACAGGCGUCUCUAGUGGGUGACCCAGAGUCUGUGAGCGUGGCCGAGCAGGAGAGCUGUCAGCUGGAGCGUGAACUGCAGGACAGAUGUCUGGAACUGCAGAACCUCAGACAGGAAGUGCAUCAUCUGAGCACUCAAAGACACCUGCACACUCAGCUGCUACCUGCACGCCUCAGAGAUGUCGAGGAAAAGUUCAGCAGUGUGCAGGCAGGACUGACCCAGAAGAGCUCUGAACUGAAGGACACUCGGAUGCUCACAGAGUUCCUGGAGAAGGUGGAACUGGAGGAGAGCAACUGCAGCACCCUUGGAGAGCCCCUGUGUGGAGAUCUGGACUCAGGACCUUCUCUUCUGGGCUCACCCGGGAAUGGACACGAUGAACCCCUAAUGGAGAGCGUUGGGAACCCUGUGGAGGAGCUCCGAGAAGCUGUGGAGAUGCUGAAUGACACGGCGAGGGAGAGAGGCCGCUCGCAGUCACAUGACCAGAGCAUCCAGGAACUCCUCAGCAGGCAUUCCAUGUUGUCCGUACGGGUGGAGCAGUGUCUGCAGCGUUGUGCGGAACUCACCGAAGACGUGCUGGAGAUGGAAAGUGAGAUGGCCGUCAGAUGUGAGCCGGAUCGCUGCGGACUGGAUAGACUGCAGGAGUACCAGGACAAGCUGGAGGCAGAAUACAAGGUGUUGAAGGUGGAGAUGGAGGCUGUGGAGAAUCUGGCUGGUCGUUUGACAGAUGUGUGUCCAGAGAGAAUGCACACAGUGCGGAGAGACACACAGAGCAGCCUGUACGGCUGGCAAGAGCUCAACAAGAGUUUGGCUGAAAACAGGAGGAGACUUUUGCAGUCUGACCAGCUGCGGCAGUUCUUCAGAAACUACCUGGCAAUGAUCUCUUGGACAGAAGACACCCGCUCCUGUAUUUUCUCAGAAAGCGCUCUGCGUCAGAGCCGAGAGAAUCAGGAACCAUUGGUUGAGGUUCUGGAUCGGCAGAUAGAACAGAAGUUUGAGGAGUUCGAUCAACUCACUGUCACUGGAAAGAAGCUCUUUGAUGACAAACACCAUCUGAACAAAAUGAUCCAAGAGAGGAUGGAAGAGCUCAGAAGCAUGCUGGGAUGGAUCCUGGUCCAUUGGAGGGCUCAGAAGGAUCAGCUGUUGACCAGACAUAGAGCUGAGGAAGCCCACACAGAUGCCAUUUAUUCAGAAGCUACAGUGUGCACAGUGCAUCCACAGCUGGAAACCUCGCCAGAAGACUCUCAGAAGAAAUUAGAGAGCUUAAGUGCACUUCCUGCUGACCUGGAGGAUACUUUUCAGCACAGCGAUGGAUACGAGGUGAUGAUGAGCGUCAGUCCAAGAGGAAGUGAUGUCAGCAGUAACAUAGAGAGGCCUGAGUCACCCUACCUGAUGAUGAAGGAACCCAGUUCUCCGAGUCUAGGGGGCACUGUUAACCUCAUCCUCAGCUUCAGUAACUCUGGAGACACACAAGUCCAGGUACAGGAGCCUGGUAGGAAGGGUGGCAUACCGGUGCCCGAGCCUGUGCACAGGGUAAGUACUUACUUACAUGUUACGGACAACAACACAGCAAUAGCCCCAGUCUAUGAGAGUAUGACGCUGCCCAGAAGCAAAACCCAGUGGCCCUCCUCCUCUCCCAGGACCUCCCCAUACUCUUUUUCCUCCCCCUGUAACUCCCCAAACUCCUCAUCCUGCAAUGAAGAAGCCCUCAUGCGGGCCAACAAUUCCCUUCACCUGCUUCCAAAGAGUGGCAACAUCUCAAUCUUCAGCAGCCUGAAGAGGAAGAAAAAGAAAAAGAAAGAUGACCAUAGACACACCAUUCAGAAGAUCAUGGGAGAGGAGCCGUCAGAGGAGGCCAGUAUGCCACCUGUAUGUGAACCAGCGACAUACAAUACAAACACUUGGCCUCUGAAGAAAAGGAAAAAGGGAAAAAAUGCAAGGAAACCAAAGAGCGAUGGGAUCCAGGUCUUGGACUACAUGAAGAACCCAUUGGUGCAAGACAUAGAUGCAGAAUGUUCUCGAGAGGUUGGAUCUCCAGUAGAACACCUCAAAAUUACCACCCAAGGAAAUGUGAAGAACCACUGCAGGUUCCUCUCGUUGGGGUCGGUCUUAAGCUUCGACCUGCCCAAGGACAUGAGCCUCAUUCCUAGCGUUCAAGAUGUCAUUACAAUUGGAUCUGCUAAGCCAAAGACAGAUCCUCAUCACCAGGACUCUCAUGCCGAGCGUCCGACAGAUCUGUGCACCUUCAAAUUAGCUCGUUCACCCCCAAUGCAAAAAGAUGAGCCAAAGCACACGUCUCCAGGUGUAAUGACUCUUAGGAUUGACUGUAAAGAUGCUAAAAAUAUCAGCGUUGAAACUGUCUCAUUUACUGAAGAAAAUGUUCCUCCUCCACCUUCUCCAGUCAUUGAGGACAUCGCCUUUGACAGGAACCACUCCUCUUUAUCCAGUGAUCUGAUAGAUGUCCAACUGAAAUGUCUCUCUGGGAUCAGUAGACUUCCCAAAGAAGAAGAGAAUAAUUUGGACACAAUGCCAACUCAUCUUGACCACAAAGAGGACCACACUGUAAGUCCUCCAGAACAUACAGGCCAAGGCAUAGCCAACCACAGUCACAGCUUAACUACUGCAGAGAUUCGUGUCCUAUGCCCCAGUGUCCAUACUUUGAUUCACAAUCUUAAUGGACACGUGUUCCACAAGGCAGUCAAGACUUUAAGUUCUCAACCAUUGAGAGACAGUCCCAACCCACCUCAGAAUCAAGCAUCUAACAGAGUUCUUAACUUUAGAGCCAAUGAAAUGGAUGACUCUAUAGACUCUGGACACUCUAGCUCUGGAAGCUUCAAGAUAUGUGCCGAGGGUCCGUUCCUGGAAACCUCAGAGUGUCCAGUGUCCAAGAGGACAAUGGCAAAGGUGCCAUCACUUGAGGCUGAAGUCUCCAAGAAGAAUUUAGAGUGCUCCAUGCAAAAGAACCUUGCAUUAGCUAUUGAUGAUACUGUCCACCCUGACCACCAACAGUUUGAGCAAGAAGAGGAGGAGCUGGAGGACAUCUGGAACCACACCAACAGCUACCGACAGAGUGUAAGUUCAGACAUAAUGUAUAACGGCUAUCAGACUUUGCCAGAAAGCUCCUCUCCAGACCAGGAUAGGGAAGCGUCGCCCAAGGAACAAGCUGUACUCUUCAGGAAGUUGAUUACUGCCUCUGCACCUGAUCUUCUUGUGGCAGAGUUCAGAUUGCCAUCAUCUAUCCAGAAUUUUGUGGGUUGUGGGAAGCAGCAGGAUGCAAAGGAAGAAGCUUGUGUUCUGGACAAUGGGGACAGAAGGUCUUGGGCUGCAUUAACUCAACAAGAAAAGGUGUACAAACAGGUGGCUGUUAAUGAAACAGCUUCAGAUCCUGUUAAAAUGCCAGAAAUCGAGGAGUAUAUCUACCAUUAUACAGAGGAGGAGGAAGAUGAGGAGAAGGAAUCAGGGUUUCUGGAGGACCCAUCCAUGAGCCGCCUGUCAGUUCAUAUGGGUUUGGAGACGGAUGACUCUGAUAUCCAGAGUGUGAGGCAAGAACUGCCAUCUAUGGAAGGUACACUGGAGAGGAAGCAUAAACUACAGCUUGGCGGAAAGAAAGCCCUGUGCAGAACAUGGAACUCUUACCAUGCCGUCUUGUACAAACAAACAAUGUGUUUCUAUGAAGACCAGAAAGAUGCACUAAGGAGCUGUGCGACCAGCCUGCCUUUGAAUCUAAUCGGAGCAGUAUGUGAGCCAUCACCAGAGUACACUAAAAAACCCAACUGCUUCUGCUUGAGAUUGCGUGACAAAUCCGAAUAUCUUCUAAGUGCCUCCUCGCGAUUUAUGAUGAAGAAAUGGAUCCUUAGAAUCCAAGCGCACACUGUGCUUUGUGAAUCUGGAGUAAAUAGAUCAACAUGUCACGGGCCCUCAGCACAAACUCAUCUCCCCAGACAUUCCCCAUCUCUCAGAGUCUGUCAGUGUGCAGAUAAAUGUCUCUGCUCCAUGAGAAGUUAUGUCAGCUCCACCGUUUUAGCACAGAGUCAGUCUGCCUCAGGAAGAACCAAAGAAAUUAUCGUCCACACCACUGACGGUUUACAGAUAGAUAGGAGGCAUCAGGACCUGGUGCUCACCUCAUCCUCCGGUGCAGGCCAUUGUGAGGAUGAGUUUGACUCUCAUGGUGAAUCUCUGAGACACAAGCUGUCCGCUGUGUCCUCCAUUCAGGGAUGGACCAGUGAAAAGAGACGCUCGCACUCCUUUACCUCAGCCACAUACCAGAGGAUAAAGCCUGUAUUAGCGCCACCUACAGGCAGAGGUCAGGACAACAGCCCCAGUUAUUCUGUCACUUUAUUCAUUGGAGAUCGAGAGGUGACGUCAGUCUGUACAAACACUGUGAUGGAUCAGACAAACGGCGUCAGCCAGGAGUCGAUCUCUGAGCUUCCUCUACGGAGCUACACGAACCUCCCGCGACCACGGAACAAAUCCGUCUUUAGGAAGUUCUUCGGGAAAAAGGAGUGACUGAUGCUGCAAGAGAAACACUGACUGUCAUGUGCAGGACACACAUUUGAAGCUUCUUAAAAAGCUUAUUUUUUCAUAUAUUUAUGGAUCAGAUGGCAAGAACCAUUUUUUUUUUUCAUCGUUUUAUAGUUUUAAAUGAGAAAUCGUAUUUUUGUGGUGCUGAAAGUUUCAGAGCUCCAACUUUAAUUCUCACUUUAUCAGCCUUUUUAUAUUGGACUCCCAAUAAUAAAAGAUUCUGUCAUUGUUUGCUGGCUCUCGUGAUGUUCCUAUGUCUUCUGUAGAACACACAAGGAGAUGCUAGGCAGAAUUUUAGUCUCAGUCACCAUUUACUUUCAUUGUGUGGAGAAAAGGUGCAAUGGAAAUGAAUGGUGACUGAAGCAAAAUGUUUGCUUAACAUCUCCUUGUGUGUUCUACAGAAGACAGAGAGUCAUACAGGUUUGGACCAACAUGAGUAAACAACAUAAACUAUCCCUUUAACCUCGACAUCGUCCCAUGCUGAAAUGGCUUGGCAGAAACUGUAAGCUUGUGAAUGAGUUGCUGUGGCCGGCUGACAGCCGUAAUGUUCUGCAGUAAUUCAUCUACUGAUAAGAGACUUUUGAUACCUAAUACGUUCAAUGUUCCCACCAAAUUCCUUCUGAGGUGGUCCACUCUGUUUUUAAUGUAUGUGUUGAUGCUUUUCCAUUUUUACCGUGGAUUGUUGUUUAUGCUUGACGAUUUCAACAUGUCUAUUGUUUUAUUUUUUCUCAUAUUAUUUGUCUGAUGUUUUCUAGCGUUGAUCUUCGGUUGCUGCCAGAAGUCUUAAAGGGAUAGUUCACCCAAAAAAAGAACAUUCCAUCAUCUUUUACUCACCCUAUUGUCGUUCCAAACUCAUUUUUGGGUUAACUAUUUCUUAAAGGAAUGUUCCGGGUUCGGUACACGUUAAGCUCAAUUAACAGAUGUCAGAAAUCAUUUUGACUCCUCCCACUUUUAUAACAAAAGAGCACAAAUCUGGGUUACAGUGAGGCACUUACAAUGGAAGUCAAUGGAGGCCAAUUGGUAAACGUUAAAAUACUCACCUGUGACCACAAGACAUAAACGAUACAUGUGUUAACAUGAUUUUAGUGUGAUAAAAUAGCCAAAUAUCCUUUUCUGUGUAUGGCAACUGGGGUAUUAGCUAUAACAAUUAGCAAUUUUAUUGUGCUAAAAUCAUGUUAACAUGUAUAAUGUUUACAGUAUGUGACUAUACUUUUGUAACAAUGUAUAUAAUAGCUUGUAUGGCCGAGCCUCAUUCAAUUACAUUGUAUAUGCAUUGCUAUAACCACUUUUCUUUUUAAUAAACGAGAGUCAAAGUGAUCGUGUGUGUGUGUGUGUGUGUGUGUGUGUGUUGACAUUACGUCACGAAUGCUGUUUGAUCGAUCUUAACUUGUAUUGAACCCACAAUAUCCAUUAAAACAAGCGUGUUUCCAGACUCCAUAUGAUUCAGACUUCACUGACUAAUUGUAGCGUUGUUUCUGUAUUUAAACUAAUGCAGUGUGUCAUGUGAGUUUCAUCUUUUGUUCUUUCUUUUUUUUUAGCUUUUGUACCGUUUGAGUCAAAUGUAUCAUAAACCAGAAACAAUGCUUUCAGACCUGAAUGUUUAUUUCAGUCUUUCCACGCAAUUUAUUAGACGAUGGAAAUCAUUUUAGGACUAUGAUGAUACAUUUGGUUUGUGGGGAAAAAAGUAGCUGUAUUGUGCAUGAAGAAAAUAAUGGUAUUACGGCAGUUUGAAAUGGCUGUUGACUGUUGCAGAAAAAUGCAAAUGAGCACAUUGAAUAUUUGCAUUAUGGCAUUUUGGUUACAUAACAUCAGUCAUGCCAAAGCAGAUAUACUGCACUGGUUAUGUGCCAUAUUAUUGAGCAAUAUGUGUUUGUACUAUGGCUGAGCAACAUAGCUUAAAAAUUGGUUUUAUGUAGUUAUUUGUUUUACCUUUUGAUGGUAUAAAAUAUAUAUUGUUAAUAAAAAAUCAAUCGGAG
Molecule: messenger RNA, 8905 nt
Organism: Xyrauchen texanus (razorback sucker)
Lineage: Eukaryota; Metazoa; Chordata; Actinopteri; Cypriniformes; Catostomidae
Exons: 32
Coding region: 123-6914 (2263 amino acids)
Biological process (GO): actin cytoskeleton organization; muscle cell development
Cellular component (GO): cortical actin cytoskeleton; cell junction; cell projection
Molecular function (GO): phospholipid binding; actin filament binding
Source: RefSeq, a predicted model, not a curated record